GUCAGAAUUUGUCAUUUUCAUGUCCGUGUUUGAUGUGCUAUUAAUGGCGAGAAUCGGUGCCUUUUUAUGAAUAAUACACUGACAUCGGUUGUUUUCAGUGUAUCUUCUGUUUACUGAUCGCAAACAUCACAUAAGGCGCGCGGCCAUGCCGCGCUCCAAGCGCGACACAGUGCGCGACCGCACGGCCAGCGCGCCGUCCCCAGAGUCGCCGCUCCUCAGCAAACGCAAGGUGUUCGCGCAGCGCAAGUUCGCGCAGGGCGUGGCCACGCCGUGCGCGGGCUCUGCGCCGCCGUCGCCGCCGGCGGCCUCCUCCCGACCGCCGUCGCCGGCACCGCUGCCGCCCGACGGGCCCCUGCCCAAGACUGAGGACUUCAUCACCUUCCUCUGCUUCAGAGGCACGUCUCGAUUACCGGCACACCUGGAGCGGUUCAACCACCCGCCCCUGCCGGGCAGCAGCGGCAGCAGCCGGGCGGGGCGACCCGCCCGCUCCUCGGCGGCCGCUGGGCACGAGGGCUCGCCCGGCCGCGCCGGAGCCAACGCGCGCGCCAAGGAUCAGAAGAGUGCUAAUGGGAUCCGCCAGAACGGACACGUGAAAAUGUCGGCGACCAAACCGCUCUUUCAGAAGCACAACAGUGCGCUGCACAGCCGGUCGGCGCGCGACUCUCCCUCCUCCGUGUGCAGCUCGCGCUCGGAGAAGGCCGCGCCGGCGCUGAAGCGCGCCCAGGUGGUGCUCCGCAAACUCUCCCACUCGAGCCUCAUCGCCAAGAAGAAGUCGCAGUCGGCCAAACUGCGGGCACAGAAGGCGGUGGACAAGCAGGCGCGCAUGCUGCAGAGGCUGGUGGUAUCGAGCAGCCUGCGCUACCCGUCCUCGGGACCGGCCAUCAAACUGACCACGCUCAAACAGCAGCGGCCGUUCGCGCGGCUGACGCGGGCCCAGAUCGCGCGCGGCGCCCGACACCUCGGACGGCCGGCCGUCGAAGGCGGCGGCUGA
This is a messenger RNA of Amphibalanus amphitrite, 991 nucleotides long. RefSeq names its product protein Jumonji-like. The transcript is spliced from 7 exons. Lineage: Eukaryota; Metazoa; Arthropoda; Thecostraca; Balanomorpha; Balanidae. The record is from RefSeq and is a predicted model, not a curated record. The coding region runs from base 146 to 991 and encodes 281 amino acids.